Amoebophrya sp. A120 is the source of this 238-nucleotide messenger RNA. The record is from the annotation of a GenBank genome assembly. Lineage: Eukaryota; Dinophyceae; Syndiniales; Amoebophryaceae.
CCCGGAACCACUGGAAAAAGCGGAAAUGGUUAUGGGAUGGAUUCAGCGAUUCAAAAGCAGGCGAUUCAAAAAUUUCUUAUUCUUCAUCUUGCAUGUUCAAAACCUGAAACAAAAUAUGAUCACUUGCGUGAUGAACUUUCAAUGGUUUGCUUGUCUUUCCGAAUCGCCGCCAGAAAAGGUAUGAAAUUAAAUAGCUAGGCCAGUCUCAACUUGAGCUAGAUUAUCGCUUGCGUUUGUC